Messenger RNA from Chelonoidis abingdonii (Abingdon island giant tortoise), 2578 nucleotides. Its product is annotated as dimethylaniline monooxygenase [N-oxide-forming] 2-like. Gene Ontology annotation, molecular function: N,N-dimethylaniline monooxygenase activity; flavin adenine dinucleotide binding; NADP binding. NCBI's taxonomy places the organism in Eukaryota, Metazoa, Chordata, Testudines, Testudinidae. The record is from RefSeq and is a predicted model, not a curated record.
CCUUGCUCUGUUAGAGUGUGUUAAUCUUCUUACCCAGCAGCCUGUGAAGAGGCAGCUUGCCUGCUCCAUAAGAGAAGGGAAAAACAGAGCAGUCGAGGACCCACUGACUUGAAUUCCUAAACCAUUCCACUGAAGCCACGAGGACCCCAUUCCCUGGUGAUUUCUUGCACUGACCAGACUGCGUGAUCCUCCCAGACACCAGCACACUAUGGCCAAGAGAGUUGCUGUGAUCGGCUCUGGCGUGAGCGGACUGACCUCCAUCAAGUGCUGCCUGGAUGAGGGGCUGCAGCCUACCUGCUUCGAGAGAAGCGACGACAUCGGGGGGCUCUGGAGGUUCAAAGAAAAGGUAGAGGAAGGCAGAGCCAGUAUCUACCAAUCUGUAUUCACCAAUUCCUCCAAGGAGAUGUCGUGCUUCAGUGACUUUCCGAUGCCUGAACACUUUCCAAACUUCCUGCACAACACCAGAUUCCUGGAAUAUUUGAAACUGUACGCAAAGCGCUUUGAUCUUCUGAAUUACAUCAAGUUCAAGACCACAGUCAUCAGUGUAAGAAAAUGCCAGGAUUUCUCUACCACCGGCCAGUGGAUUGUUGUCACUGAGAGUGAUGGGAAGCAAGAAUCCACUGUGUUUGAUGCCGUUAUGGUGUGCAUGGGUCACCAUAUAGAAUCCUUUAUCCCGGUGCAGUCUUUUCCUGGUAUCGAAAAGUUCAAGGGCCAAUAUUUCCACAGCCGGGAAUACAAGAGCCCCGAAGGAUUUCAGGGGAAGACAGUUGUGGUGAUUGGAAUGGGGAACUCUGCAUCGGAUAUUGCUGUGGAGCUCUGUCAGACAGCCAAACGGGUGUUCAUCAGCACCAGAGGAGGCUCAUGGGUAAUGAGCCGUGUCUACGAUGACGGCUACCCUUGGGACACUGUAUUUCACACCCGAUUUAGCAAUCUGAUCAGAAGUAUCCUGCCUUGGCCCCUUUUGAAAAGGGUGUAUGAAAAGAAGAUGAACCAAUGGUUUAACCAUGAAAACUAUGGCUUGGUGCCUCAGAACAGAGCCCUGAUGAAAGAGCCAGUGUUCAAUGAUGACCUUCCAAGCCGCAUCCUCUGUGGCAGUGUGGUGGUGAAGCCCAUUGUGAAGGAGUUCACCGAAACCGCUGCCAUCUUUGAAGAUGGGACUAUGGAGGACAACGUGGAUGUUGUCAUCUUCGCCACUGGCUACAGCUUCUCAUUCCCCUUCCUGGAGCAGUCAGUCAUCAAAGUGGAAAACAACGAGGUCUCGCUGUACAAACAAGUCUUCCCCCCUACUCUGGAGAAGCCAACGCUGGCUGUCAUUGGCCUCAUACAGCCGCUUGGGCCCAUCAUGCCAAAUGCAGAGCUACAGGCUCGCUGGGCUACAAGAGUCUUUAAAGGGCUGACUGCGCUGCCCUCUGAGAGCACCAUGAUGACUGACAUUGUCAAGAGGAAAGAGAAGAGGAUAGAGUGGUUUGGUACCAGCCGCAGCCAGACGUUGCAAACCGAUCACAUUGAAUAUCUGGAUGAGCUCGCCGAGGGCUCAGAUGCAAGACCCAGAAUCCUUCCACUGCUUCUGAAGGAUCCCAUACUGGCCCUGACAAUUUACUUUGGCCCCUGCAGCCCCUUCCAGUUCCGCUUGACCGGCCCUGGGAAGUGGGAUGGAGCCAGAAAUGCCAUCCUGACCCAAAAGGCACGGAUCAUCAAACCCACAAGAACGCGAGUGGUGCGCAACUCUUCAAAUAAUUCCCUGAUUUCAUAUUUGCUUAAAAUCUUUGGUCUCCUUGCUCUCUUCGCUGCAAUUUUUGUUAGUCUCCAGUAGUCCUGAGCGCUGUCCUAUGUCAGGUCUCAGCAAUGUGAAGUGACGCUCUGCCCUCUAUAGAAGCCUUUCCCUUAAAAAUAACAACCUCCUUGCCAUAUUCCAGUCCAAGGGUCUGAUCCAGAGAGGUGCUGAGCAUCUGCAGCUGCUGACUGGUGCUAACGAACAUUGUGGGUGCUCAUCACCACUUUUUAAAAUCGACCCAUUUGAUUGGAGCUUUCUAGCAAAGCUAUGGGUUUAGGUCAGACUAGAUGGUUGGGUGGUCCCUUCUGGGCCUAAACUCUGCUCACGCAGCUCCCAUUUCAAUUAACAUGCGGUUGUGUUACUAAAUCCCUUAGGCAGCUUCACUUUGAUCUCUUGAUUUGAGCUGCUUAAACGCUGAGGGCUUGUCUAUACACAAAGUUGUACUCCUUUGACUAUACCGAUAUCAUUAUAUCAAUACAACCCUCAGCGUUGACAUGACUUUAAUGGAAUAAGAUACCUUUUAUGCCACUAUUGCUGCUUCCUAUAUAUGGGAAGGGGAAUAAUCUACACUGUUAUAACUGCCUCCACACUCGGGCUUGUACUGGUAUAACUAUUUUAGUAAACAGUUGCUCCCUUACCCAACAUAGUUAUACUGGUACAAAAGUUGGGAGUAGACCAGGCCUUAGUGUGAGAGACUGUUUCUGUUACUCUAAACCUCCUCAUUUCAUAUUUGAAAGCAAGAUCUGGAAUGACAGUAGGGGCAGAAACACAGACCAGUUUUUGCAAGCCAGUAAUUACAGACAG